This is a messenger RNA of Caenorhabditis briggsae, 1152 nucleotides long. It is a transcript of the gene Cbr-twk-3, whose product is annotated as Protein CBR-TWK-3. Gene Ontology annotation, cellular component: membrane. Bases 1 to 1152 code for a protein of 383 amino acids. Gene Ontology annotation, molecular function: potassium ion leak channel activity. The record is from RefSeq and is a predicted model, not a curated record. Gene Ontology annotation, biological process: stabilization of membrane potential; potassium ion transmembrane transport. The transcript is spliced from 6 exons. Lineage: Eukaryota; Metazoa; Nematoda; Chromadorea; Rhabditida; Rhabditidae.
AUGACUGUGUCGCUGGAGGAAAAUGCAAAAAUUCAGAUGUUAUCCGCGGCGAGUAAGGAUAAGAAAUCGACGACAGAGAGAAGUUUGAUCGAGAAAUAUCAUCUGGGUCCUCUUGCACUUCAUACUGGACUUGUUGUUAGUUGUGUCACUUAUGCAGUGGGCGGAGCUUACCUAUUUCUAUCAAUCGAGCGGCCAGAAGAAAUGAAAAGAAGAGCGAAAGCGAUUUUCAAAUUUCAAGAGCUGAAAGAUCAAUUUCUGGGAAAUCUGAGUGCUUUGCAACCAGAAACAGACAGAAUCUUGGAAACUUACACCAAAAAAUUGAUGUACAUGCUGGAAGAUGCUCAUAAUGCACAUGCUUUUGAGCAUUUUAUAAUCCCGAACGGCGUUCCUAAAGACAUGUGGUCCUUCUCUUCAGCAUUGGUUUUUACGACGACUACAGUAAUCCCAGUGGGUUAUGGCUACAUUUUCCCAGUCUCCGCGUACGGUAGAAUCUGCUUGGUUGCUUAUGCUCUUUUAGGUAUUCCGUUAACUUUGGUCACUAUGGCUGAUACUGGAAAAUUUGCGGCACAGCUAGUGACUAGAUGGUUUGGGGAGAACAUGGCAAUACCUGCUGCGAUCUUUGUAUGCCUCCUGUUUGCCUAUCCUCUAGUUGUCGGCUGGAUUCUUUGCUCCACUUCCAGUAUCACAUUUUUGGAUUCUGUCUAUUUUUCGUUGACCUCCAUUUUUACAAUUGGGUUCGGAGAUUUGACACCGGACAUGAACGUGAUCCAUAUGGUUGUGUUCCUUGCGGUUGGUGUGAUUCUUGUCACAAUCACGUUGGAUAUUGUCGCUGCCGAAAUGAUUGAUCGAGUGCAUUACAUGGGAAGACAUGUCGGAAAGGCUAAGCAGUUGGCUGGAAAAAUGUUCCAAUUAGCACAGUCUUUGAAUAUGAAACAAGGAUUGGUGUCAGGCGUUGGACAGUUACAUGCGUUGGCUAGAUUUGGCAUGUUGGUUGGGAAAGAUGAUGUGGAGAAGACGGUGCCAGAAGACGGUGUCAUCGCCUUCUCACCCGACGUUAUGGAUGGUUUGGACUUUGUGGAUAACCUAUCGAUCUACAGUCGUCGCAGCCGACAUUCAGCUGGAAAUUCUGCACGAAACCUGUUUUUAUCUUGA